GGCUGGGCACGCGCGCGCGAAGAUGGCGGCCGCCGCCGAUGGACCGUGUGUGAGCUCCCUCGAGGCGCGACGGAGCGCUUCGCGGUCGCCUGGAGGGUCCGCCACCCGUCCCGGCUGCAGCCUCCCCGCGUCCUGCCCCGGCACCGGGAGCAGUAGAGAACUGUGGACAAUUCUACUUGGAAGGUCAGCUCUGAGAGAACUGAAUCAGAUUGAAGCAGAAUUGAAUAAACAUUGGCAGCGGUUGUUAGAAGGGCUUUCUUACUACAAACCUCCAAGUCCAAGUUCAGCGGAAAAAGUGAAAGCUAAUAAAGAUGUAGCUUCACCACUGAAGGAACUGGGCUUAAGGAUCAGCAAGUUUUUGAGUCUUGAUGAAGAACAGAGCGUGCAGUUGCUCCAAUGUUACCUUCAGGAGGAUUACAGGGGUACUCGGGACUUGCUCAAGAUGGUCUUGCAAGAUGAGAGGCAAAGCCAGGCCUUAAUCCUGAAGAUUGCAGAUUAUUACUAUGAAGAAAGAACCUAUAUUCUUCGUUGUGUCUUACACCUUCUCACUUAUUUCCAAGAUGAAAGACACCCCUACAGGGUUGAAUAUGCAGACUGUGUUGAUAAAUUGGAGAAGGAACUAGUUUUAAAAUAUAGGCAGCAAUUUGAAGAGCUAUAUAAAACUGAAGCACCAACUUGGGAGACGCAUGGGAACCUCAUGACUGAGCGCCAGGUGUCACGCUGGUUUGUUCAGUGCCUUCGGGAGCAGUCCAUGCUGCUAGAAAUUAUUUUCCUUUACUACGCAUACUUUGAGAUGGCACCUAGUGACCUACUAGUAUUGACCAAAAUGUUUAAAGAGCAAGGAUUUGGUAGUAGGCAGACUAAUCGGCACUUAGUGGAUGAGACCAUGGAUCCAUUUGUAGAUCGGAUUGGCUAUUUCAGUGCCCUUAUCCUGGUGGAAGGUAUGGAUAUUGAGUCCCUGCAUAAGUGUGCUUUGGAUGAUAGGAGAGAAUUGCACCAAUUUGCUCAGGAUGGGCUUAUUUGUCAGGAUAUGGACCACUUGAUGUUGACCUUUGGGGACAUUCUACAUCAUGCCCCGGUGCUUUUGGCCUGGGCUCUCCUCCGUCACACCCUGAACCCAGAAGAAACAAGCAGUGUGGUCCGGAAGAUAGGUGGCACAGCUAUCCAGCUGAAUGUAUUUCAGUAUUUGACUCGACUACUGCGGUCACUUGCCAUUGGGGGAAAUGAUUGUACCACAAGUACUGCCUGCAUGUGUGUCUACGGCCUCCUCUCUUUCGUUCUGACCUCGUUGGAGCUGCACACGCUGGGAAAUCAGCAGGAUGUAAUUGACACAGCGUGUGAAGUCCUGGCGGACCCUUCUCUUCCAGAACUCUUCUGGGGAACAGAACCAACUUCUGGUCUUGGGAUCAUUCUGGACAGUGUAUGUGGAAUGUUCCCCCAUCUCCUUUCCCCACUCCUGCAAUUACUCCGAGCCCUGGUAUCAGGAAAGUCCACUGCCAAAAAGGUGUAUAGUUUCCUAGAUAAGAUGUCUUUCUACAAUGAACUUUACAAGCACAAGCCCCAUGAUGUAAUCUCUCAUGAAGAUGGAACUCUUUGGAGAAGGCAGACGCCCAAACUCCUAUAUCCUCUGGGAGGUCAGACCAACCUUCGCAUACCUCAAGGCACUGUGGGCCAAGUAAUGCUAGAUGAUAGGGCUUACCUGGUGCGUUGGGAAUACUCCUACAGCAGCUGGACCCUUUUUACCUGUGAGAUUGAAAUGCUGCUUCAUGUUGUUUCAACUGCAGAUGUGAUUCAGCAUUGCCAGAGAGUGAAACCCAUCAUUGAUCUGGUCCACAAGGUCAUCAGCACAGACCUGUCUAUAGCAGACUGGCUCCUGCCCAUCACGUCCCGUGUCUACAUGCUGCUGCAGCGGUUGACAACAGUGAUGUCUCCCCCCGUGGAUGUCAUUGCCUCUUGUGUCAAUUGCUUGACAGUUUUGGCUGCCCGGAAUCCAGCAAAGGUCUGGACUGAUCUUCGUCACACAGGUUUUUUACCAUUUGUGGCCCAUCCUGUCUCCAACGUGAGUCAGAUGAUUAGUGCGGAGGGGAUGAAUGCUGGUGGGUACGGGAACCUUCUGAUGAACAGUGAACAGCCCCAAGGCGAGUAUGGCGUCACUGUUGCCUUUCUCCGCUUGAUUACCACCCUUGUCAAGAGGGCCUCACAGAACGGUUUCCUACAGGGGCAGCUUGGUAGUACCCAGAGCCAAGGCCUGGUACCCUGUGUCAUGUUUGUGCUGAAGGAGAUGCUUCCCAGCUACCACAAGUGGCGCUACAACUCCCAUGGUGUGCGGGAACAGAUUGGUUGCCUGAUCCUGGAGCUGAUUCAUGCAAUACUGAACCUGUGCCAUGAGACAGACCUGCACAACAGUCAUACUCCCAGUCUGCAGUCUCUCUGCAUCUGUAGUCUGGCGUACACAGAAGCAGGACAAACUGUCAUCAAUAUCAUGGGCAUUGGUGUGGACACCAUUGACAUGGUGAUGGCUGCUCAGCCUCGAAGUGAUGGGGCAGAGGGCCAGGGGCAGGGCCAGCUGCUGAUCAAGACUGUGAAACUGGCAUUCUCUGUCACCAACAAUGUCAUUCGGCUGAAACCUCCUUCUAAUGUGGUGUCCCCCUUGGAGCAGGCUCUCACACAGCAUGGUGCCCAUGGAAACAACCUCAUUGCUGUUCUAGCCAAGUACAUCUACCAUAAACAUGACCCAGCUUUGCCACGUCUGGCCAUUCAGCUGCUGAAACGUCUGGCCACGGUGGCCCCAAUGUCAGUGUAUGCUUGUCUGGGCAAUGAUGCAGCUGCCAUUCGUGAUGCCUUCCUGACCCGCCUUCAGAGCAAGAUUGAGGACAUGCGCAUCAAAGUCAUGAUUCUGGAAUUUCUCACAGUUGCUGUGGAGACCCAGCCAGGCCUUAUAGAACUGUUUCUGAAUCUGGAGGUGACAGACGGCAGUGAUGGCUCCAAGGAAUUCAGCCUUGGUGAGUGGAGUUGUCUCCACGUGGUCCUGGAGCUGAUUGAUUCCCAGCAGCAGGAUCGGUACUGGUGCCCACCUCUGCUGCAUCGUGCAGCCAUUGCCUUUCUGCAUGCUCUGUGGCAGGACCGCCGAGACAGUGCCAUGUUGGUCCUCAGAACCAAACCCAAGUUUUGGGAGAAUUUAACCAGUCCAUUGUUUGGAACCCUUUCUCCUCCCUCAGAGACAUCUGAGCCCAGCAUCCUGGAAACCUGUGCCCUCAUCAUGAAGAUAAUUUGCUUGGAGAUAUACUAUGUAGUUAAUGGUUCAUUAGACCAAUCAUUAAAAGAUACACUCAAGAAAUUUUCCAGUGAGAAGUGCUUUGCCUACUGGUCGGGGUACGUCAAGUCCUUGGCAGUUCACAUGGCUGAGACAGAGGGCAGCAGCUGCACGUCCUUAUUAGAGUAUCAGAUGUUGAUCUCUGCCUGGAGGAUGCUUCUCAUCAUUGCCACCAGUCACGCAGAUAUCAUGCACUUGACUGACUCUGCGGUACGACACCAGCUCUUUCUUGAUGUGCUGGAUGGGACCAAAGCUUUACUCCUAGUUCCUGCCUCCAUGAACUGCCUCCGCCUUGGCUCCAUGAUGUGCACACUGCUGCUCGUCCUCCUCCGGCAGUGGAAAAGAGAGUUAGGUCCUGUGGAUGAAAUCCUUGGGCCUCUGACGGAGAUCCUGGAAGGUGUGCUGCAGGCAGACCAGCAGCUCAUGGAGAAGACCAAGGCCAAGGUGUUCUCAGCGUUCAUCACAGUGUUACAGAUGAAGGAGAUGCGAGUAAGUGACAUCCCCCAGUACUCCCAGCUGGUUCUGAAUGUGUGCGAGACACUCCAAGAAGAGGUGAUUGCACUCUUUGACCAGACCCGCCACAGUCUGGCAUCAGGCAGUGCCACAGAGGACAAGGACAGCAUGGAGACAGAUGACUGCUCUCGGCUCCGACAUAAGGACCAGCGUGAUGGGCAGGUGUGUGUCCUGGGCCUGCACCUAGCCAAGGAGCUGUGUGAGGUGGAUGAGGACGGGGACUCAUGGCUGCAGGUGACUCGCAGGCUCCCCAUCUUGCCCACCCUCCUCACCACCCUGGAGGUGAGCCUCCGCAUGAAGCAGAACCUGCAUUUCACUGAGGCUGCACUGCACCUGCUCCUCACCCUGGCUCGCACCCAGCAGGGAGCCACAGCAGUGGCUGGGGCCGGCCUCACCCAGAGCAUUUGUUUGCCUCUCCUGAGUGUGUACCAGCUCAGCACCAACGGCACUGGGCAGACACCCAGUACAUCUCGGAAAUCCCUGGAUGCCCCUUCCUGGCCAGGGGUCUACCGCCUGUCCAUGUCCUUGAUGGAGCGGCUGCUCAAGACUCUGCGCUACAAUUUCCUGACUGAGGCCCUGGACUUCGUGGGCGUCCACCAGGAGCGGACUUUGCAAUGCCUUAAUGCAGUGAGGACUGUGCAAAGCCUGGCCUGCCUGGAGGAGGCGGACCACACCGUGGGCUUCAUUCUACAGCUCUCCCACUUCAGGAAGGAGUGGCACUUCCACCUGCCUCAGCUCAUGUGUGAUAUCCAGGUGAACCUGGGUUACCUGUGCCAGGCCUGCACCUCCCUCCUGCACAGCCGCAAGAUGCUGCAGCAUUACUUACAGAACAAAAAUGGGGAUGGCCUCCCCUCAACUGUUGCUCCCAGAGUUCAGCGACCUCCCACCACCACUGCUGCUGCUUCUGCUGUCCCCUCCUGCUCCUCUAAACAGCCCACUGCUGACCUAGAGGCCUCAGAGCAGCGAGCCUUGCACACAGUCCAGUAUGGCCUUCUCAAGAUCCUCAGCAGGACCCUGGCAGCCCUGCGCCACUUCACCCCAGAUGUCUGCCAGAUCCUGCUGGAUCAGUCCCUGGAUCUUGCUGAAUACAACUUCCUGUUUGCCCUGAGUUUUACCACUCCCACAUUUGACUCUGAAGUGGCCCCCUCCUUUGGGACCCUCUUGGCCACAGUGAAUGUGGCCCUCAACAUGCUUGGAGAGCUGGACAAGAAAAAGGAGCCCCUCACCCAGGCUGUGAGGCUUGGCACACAGGCAGAAGGGACCAGAACAUUAAAGUCCCUCCUGAUGUUCACCAUGGAAAACUGCUUCUACCUGCUCAUCUCCCAGGCAAUGCGGUACCUUAGGGACCCAGCUGUGCACCCACGGGACAAACAGCGGAUGAAGCAGGAGCUCAGCUCAGAGUUGAGCACACUGCUCUCCAGCCUUUCACGCUACUUCCGCCGAGGAGCCCCCAGCUCCCCUGCUGCUGGUGUCCUGCCCUCACCCCAGGGCAAGGCUACCUCCCUCUCUAAAGCCAUCCCUGAGAGUCAGGAGCCUCUGGUCCAGCUGGUGCAGGCUUUUGUGCGGCAUGUGCAGAGAUAGCACAGUGGUGGGCUGCCUGCCUGCCAAUGAGAGCAGCUCCCGUCACCCUCUUCUAAGUAGCACGACUCCAAACACCCACCUGCUGACAUUAUUUUUGUAAGAAGAGGUCAACAGCAGGGGUGGGGAGCCAGGGGUCUGCUGUGCUUAGGUCUCCUGGCCAAAGCCCCCAGGGGUGGUCUUGUCCUUCAAGCAUUCCCCCACAGCACUUGGCUGGCCAUGGCGGUGGCUGGCAGCACAGGAGGCUGUGUGUGUGUGUGUUUGAGUCUGUUUUCCAUGAUCUGUUCUUGCAGUUUUUUGGUAAUACUGUGGUCUAUUUAUACGAAUAUUAAAAUACUGUUUAUAGACAA
Messenger RNA from Marmota monax (woodchuck), 5754 nucleotides. It is a transcript of the gene Nup188, whose product is annotated as nucleoporin 188. Gene Ontology annotation, biological process: protein import into nucleus; RNA export from nucleus. Lineage: Eukaryota; Metazoa; Chordata; Mammalia; Rodentia; Sciuridae. The coding region runs from base 23 to 5407 and encodes 1794 amino acids. The record is from RefSeq and is a predicted model, not a curated record. The transcript is spliced from 45 exons. Gene Ontology annotation, cellular component: nuclear pore inner ring. Gene Ontology annotation, molecular function: structural constituent of nuclear pore.